This is a messenger RNA of Triticum aestivum (bread wheat), 1457 nucleotides long. RefSeq names its product F-box protein At5g07610-like. Bases 30 to 1295 code for a protein of 421 amino acids. The record is from RefSeq and is a predicted model, not a curated record. Gene Ontology annotation, molecular function: protein binding. NCBI's taxonomy places the organism in Eukaryota, Viridiplantae, Streptophyta, Magnoliopsida, Poales, Poaceae. The transcript is spliced from 2 exons.
CUAGCUAGUCCCGGAGAACAGAGGAGACGAUGCCGCUAGGAGGAGAAGGUGAUGGCUGCACGGAGCAGGACCCCCGGCCGGCGACCGGACACCAUAGCCGCGAUGAGGACGCCCCGUCUCGUUCGCCGUUGCUGCUCCCCGUUAUUGCUUCAGAGAAGAAAAGGAAGAAGGGGCACGAGCAGAAGCCCGUGGCGGACCUCCCCGACGACGUCCUCAUCGUGAUCCUGUCGCGGGUGCGCUACAGGUCACUCUGCCGCUUUAAGUGCGUGUCCAAGCAGUGGCUCGCCCUUUGCUCCGAACUUGACGUGUUGCACCGGAGGUCACCGCGGACCCUGUCUGGCCUCUACUACUUCGCCGACGACCGGGACGGCCUCAGCUUCCACGAUUUAACCACGGGUGGCCCCCCUGUGGUCGAUCCAGAUCUCUCUUUCUUGCGAGGGAGCUACCAACGUAUCACUGCCGAAGAAUGUUGUGGUAGCCUUCUCCUUUGUGCAUGUUGGAAACCAUACUCUCAACAAGACGAAUAUGAUUAUGUCGUGUGCAAUCCUGCGACCGAGAAGUGGACUGUGCUGCCUCCUAUGGAAUUCCCGGACGAAGCGGAUGGUCACCGUUUAAUCCGAGCCGAGCUGUAUCUAGCUUUGGAUGCAGUUAACCCCUCAAGCUUUGUGGUUGUUGAGACCGUCACAAAUUAUAUUCAUCAAAUCAGAGAACUGGCGGUCUACUCAUCAGAAACCGGACGAUGGACUUCCAUGAAAAGUGAGUGGGGUCCCAGAACUAUAGUGCCUGGUUAUGCCGAUUUCAUCUACCUCAACGGCACUGUGCAUUUCGGGACCCUUAAUUCUUCAAUAGUAACACUGCACAUAGAAGGGAGGAUUUGGAAGGAAAUUGAAAUGCCACACAUGGCAUGCUCCAUAGGACAGUCUCUGGGAUGCUUGCAUGCUUGGCAUCUUAAUAAUAGUCCUGAUUGCCAACUCUCAGUUUGGGUUCUUGAGGAUUAUGAUAGAGGAAACUGGACCCUAAAGCACACUGUUAAUGUUUUGGGACUGUUCGGAAGGCAUUGCCGCAAAGAUGAGACCAACGAGAUGAUGGCGAUUCAUCCAAAAUAUAAUUUGAUUUUCUUACUGAUGAGGAGAUUACAAUCUCAUACGACAUGGAUAAUCAGAAAGUGCAUGUUAUCAGCACUUCUAAAGAACACGAGUGUUGUGUGCCUUAUAUUCCCUGUUUUGCAAAAUGGCUUUCAGUUGGUCGCUGAAAGUGGCACUAGUGCCCUCAUGAAAAUCAUUUCUUGGGACUAAUCUUCUUGUUCUGUGGCACUACCUUGGGUAUGUAACAAAUCAUAUGUCAGUGAUGAAGGCGGUGACUAUGUUUAACAGAACUUAAUAUUUCUUUCUUUCUUUCUUUCUUUCUUUUUAUCUUAUUUUAGGGGAACAUAACUUUGUUUUCUUAUGGGGUGUACA